Molecule: messenger RNA, 1674 nt
Organism: Neurospora tetrasperma FGSC 2508
Lineage: Eukaryota; Fungi; Ascomycota; Sordariomycetes; Sordariales; Sordariaceae
Product: serine/threonine-protein kinase prk1
Exons: 2
Coding region: 1-1674 (557 amino acids)
Biological process (GO): protein phosphorylation
Cellular component (GO): mediator complex; nucleus
Molecular function (GO): ATP binding; cyclin-dependent protein serine/threonine kinase activity; RNA polymerase II CTD heptapeptide repeat kinase activity
Source: RefSeq, a predicted model, not a curated record
AUGAUGUACGGCACAAAUAGAGCAAGAAACCAAAAGGCCGAAACCAGCUACCGCGGGUACCAGCGUAGCAAUGCCGGCCCCCUAAACUACCAAACCAAAGUCCGCAUUACCGACCGCUACAAAGUGAUCGGCUUCAUCUCCUCCGGUACCUAUGGCCGGGUCUACAAAGCCACCGGCCGACAAGGCCAAACCGGGGAAUUCGCCAUCAAAAAGUUCAAGCCCGAUAAGGAAGGUGAAGCAGUGGUGAACUACACGGGCAUCUCGCAGUCGGCGGUGCGUGAGAUGGCGUUAUGCUCCGAGCUGCGAAACCACGCCAACGUUAUCCGGCUUAUCGAGAUCAUCCUCGAGGACAAGUGCAUCUUCAUGGUUUUCGAGUACGCAGAGCAUGAUUUGUUGCAGAUCAUCCACCAUCACACGCAAACACCACGACACCCGAUCGCGCCGGGGACGAUCAAGUCGAUAAUGUACCAGCUAUUGCAAGGGGUGCAAUACUUACACACCAACUGGGUAUUACAUCGAGACUUGAAGCCGGCCAACAUCAUGGUUACUUCAUCCGGAGAAGUGAAGAUUGGCGAUCUGGGACUGGCCAGGGUGUUCAAGCAGCCGAUUCACAACCUCUACAUGGGCGAUAAAGUCGUCGUGACUAUAUGGUAUCGCGCGCCCGAGCUGCUGUUGGGGAGUAAGCAUUACACGACGGCUAUUGACCUGUGGGCGGUAGGAUGCAUCUUUGCGGAGCUGCUGAGUCUUCGGCCGAUCUUUAAGGGGGAGGAGGCCAAGAUGGAUAGCAAGAAGACGGUGCCGUUCCAGAAGCAUCAGAUGCAGAAGAUUGUGGACGUGAUGGGCUUACCAACGAGAGAGCGAUGGCCCUUGUUGGCCAGCAUGCCCGAGUAUAGCCAGUUGUCCACUUUACAGCCGCCCUUGCUGUCGACCAACACCUCCCACUCCCACGGCGGUCACCACCCCUACGGCCAUCGCUCCCAGCAACAACCGCCCGCUUCGCAAAACACGCACGGAAACCUUCAGAAAUGGUACCACCAAACCACAGUCUCCACCCCUCUGACCUCGCUAGGCGCAGAAGGCUACAAACUCCUCGCUUCGCUCCUCGAAUACGACCCCGAGAAACGCUUGACGGCCGCCGACGCCCUCGUCCACCCCUUCUUCACCUCGCCCACCUCGACCCCGCUGGCUUCCCUCAAUAGCAAUACGGCCAAUAGCACCUCCCAGGGAACAGGAGCAGCAGCAGUCAACUGGUCACCAACCAACUGCUUCGAAGGACUCAAAAACGAAACGUACCCUUGUAGACGCGUGUCGCAGGACGACAACGAUAUCGGCUUCGGCACCGGAACAGGGAACCAGAGUGGGUCGCGGGUGAAUACCGCUGCGGCCGGGACGGGGACGGGGCUGGUGAUGGGUCAAGCGCAGUCGCAGGUUCAGGCCAUGGGCGGUUCGUUGGGGAAUAUCGGCGGACACGGGCACGGACACGGACAUGGACAGAUGGGCGGCGGCGGGAUGGGCCAAGGGAUGGGAGGACUGGGUCAAGGACAUGGGGGGAUGGCGCAAAUGGCGGGGAUGAAAAGGAUGCAUGAUGCUGCUGCUGCUGCUGCUGCGGCGGCGGCGGCGGCGGCGACGCAACAGAGUCAUCCGAAUAAGAGGAUGAAAGGGUCGCAGGGAUAG